UCCAUUUUUGUCUCUUUCUUAUUUUCAGACUGGAGGAUUUGGAUAGAGAAGAGGGAGAAAGGGAAAGAUUUUUUUAAAAACAGGGCAGCCAUCUUUUAUUUUAUUGAGAGCAUAUUAAAAGAAAAUUAGCCUCACCUUCAGUGGACGCCUCCUCUGGAGCUGAAAAUCUGGGCAUUCAGAGGGUUAAGUUUCAGGACUUUAUUCCUGUAUCUCGGAUGUGAUUUUCUUGUUAUGCGGUAAAGAUGCCCGGAUCGCUAAGCAAUGAAGAUGAGGGGCAAGACGAUAUGGAUUUUGAGGACGACGUGCCAGAUGAAGAUGAGGAAGGUGAACGUCGGAGGAGUGUCCCCCUAUCACCCUUAGAGAGAUUCUUCUCUGAGGAUGAUUCGGUCAAACAGCAUAAGAAGAAGAAACCCAGCAAGAUAAUGGAGGGAAAGGAGCCCAAAGUUCGGAAAAAGAAGAAAAAGGAGAUGCUUCCUAGUGGGCUAGAUGACAUGUCAGACAGAGAGGAUCAUGGUCACAGGUCGGGGAGUGAGAGCAGCACCUACAGCUCCCUGAAGAAGAAAAAGAAGAAGCCCAAAGAGAAGAAGGAGAGAAAAACUAAACCGCGAAAGAAGGAUGAAGAUGAGGACGACGAUGAUGACGAUGAUGGAAACAUGAAGGAACCGAAGUCAUCCAGUCAGCUGAUGCAAGAGUGGGGUCUCGAAGAUGUGCAGUAUGCCUUUUCAGAGGACGACUAUAAAACCAUCACCAACUAUAAAGCCUUCAGCCAGUUUCUUAGGCCUCUCAUUGCCAAGAAGAACCCCAAGAUCCCCAUGUCAAAAAUGAUGACGGUGCUUGGAGCAAAAUGGAGAGAGUUCAGCGCGAACAACCCUUUCAAAGGCACCUCUGCAACUGCUGUAGCGGCUGCUGUGGCCGCUGCCGUGGAAACUGUCAAUGUGGCUCCGCCCAUCUGUAUUAGAAGUAUCCAACAGAUCUCACCAUCUGGGCCAAUCAAAAAAGCCAAAACCAAAGAGGGAAAGGGGCCUGGUGCUAAAAAAAAAAGUAAGCCAGUGAAAGAAACAAAAAAGAAAGGGAAACCGAAGAAGUCCAAAUCGAAAGCAGGCCAGGGUGGAAAAAGGAAAAAAGGCUCUUCGAGCGAGGAGGAUUUCCUGGAUGACUUUUCAGACUUUGAUGACAUCAGCAUUCACAGUGCCUCUGUACGCUCAGACACUUCAGCGGCACCCAAAAAGAAGUCGGCCCGCCGAGGACGAAAAAAAAGAAAAAGAGAGGAUGGAGACGGCUACGAGACAGACCAUCAAGACUACUGUGAGGUUUGUCAGCAGGGAGGAGAGAUCAUUCUAUGUGACACCUGUCCCAGAGCAUAUCACCUGGUGUGUCUAGAUCCAGAACUGGAGAAAGCCCCCGAGGGCAAAUGGAGCUGCCCCCACUGUGAAAAAGAAGGCAUUCAGUGGGAGGCCAAAGAUGACGAGGAGGAGGAAGACGAGGUUGCUGGUGAGGAGGAAGAUGACCACAUGGAGUUCUGCAGAGUGUGUAAGGACGGGGGAGAGCUGCUGUGCUGUGACACCUGCCCUUCUUCCUACCACAUCCACUGUCUCAACCCACCCCUUCCUGAAAUUCCCAAUGGAGAGUGGCUGUGUCCACGAUGCAUGUGUCCACCACUAAAAGGAAAAGUCCAAAAGAUUCUGCACUGGGCGUGGGGUGAUCCUCCUCUACCACCUGAGGUUCCUCUUGGGCGAGAUGGAGAGAAGGUGGACGCUUUGGCCAAAAUGCCAUUGAAGGGUCGUCCAGAGAGGCAGCUGUUUGUGAAAUGGGCCGCGCUGUCCUACUGGCACUGCUCCUGGGUCAGCGAACUACAGUUGGAGCUGUAUCACACGGUAAUGUACCGUAACUACCAGCGGAAGAACGACAUGGAUGAACCGCCACCGUACGACUACGGCUCUGGGGAGGAGGAGCUUAACAGCGAGAAAAGGAGGAGCAAAGACCCUCAGUAUGCAGCCAUGGAAGAACGAUUCUACCGUUACGGCAUCAAGCCGGAGUGGAUGAUCAUUCACCGGAUCCUCAACCAUAGCUUUGACAAGGAUGGAGAUGUACACUACUUGAUUAAGUGGAGAGAUUUACCAUACGAUCAAUGCACCUGGGAGACUGAUGAAUUUGACGUCCCAGAUUAUGACAGCUUUAAACAAGCCUACUGGGACCACAGGGAUCAGGUGCUCGGUGAAAGCCAUCACCCCCUGCUGUUCAGAAAGGGAAAGAGACUCAAAGAGGAAGGAAAGAGGAGAGAACCUCCGCCAGACACUCCGGUUGUGGAUCCUACCAUCAAGUUUGAACAGCAGCCAUGGUACAUUGAUGACACAGGCGGAACUCUGCACCCAUACCAGCUGGAAGGCCUGAACUGGUUGCGAUUCUCUUGGGCCCAAGGAACCGACACAAUCUUGGCUGAUGAAAUGGGUCUUGGCAAGACUGUGCAGACUAUAGUGUUCCUGUACUCACUCUACAAAGAGGGUCACUCCAAAGGGCCGUUUCUGGUCAGUGCGCCACUCUCCACCAUCAUCAACUGGGAGAGAGAGUUUGAGAUGUGGGCUCCCGAUUUCUAUGUUGUGACUUACACAGGGGACAAAGACAGCAGGGCUGUCAUACGCGAGAAUGAAUUUACCUUCGAGGACGGCACCGUUAAAUCGGGUCGCAAGGUUUUCCGCAUGAAGAGGUUUUCCUCACAGAAGGACACACCGAUAAAGUUUCACGUCCUGCUGACGUCAUAUGAACUGAUCACCAUUGAUCAGGCAAUACUUGGCUCCAUUACCUGGGCCUGUUUGGUUGUGGAUGAAGCCCACCGACUAAAGAAUAACCAAUCAAAGUUUUUCAGAAUUCUGAAUGGCUACAAAAUCUACUACAAGCUGCUCCUGACUGGAACCCCUUUGCAGAACAAUCUCGAAGAGCUUUUUCACCUGCUCAACUUUCUCACCCCAGAGCGCUUCAAUAACCUGGAGGGCUUUCUGGAGGAGUUUGCGGACAUAUCGAAAGAGGACCAGAUUAAGAAACUACACGACCUGCUUGGGCCGCACAUGCUCAGGAGACUGAAGGCAGAUGUGUUUAAGAACAUGCCGGCAAAAACCGAGCUCAUAGUGCGAGUGGAGCUCAGCCCGAUGCAGAAGAAAUACUACAAGUUCAUUUUAACACGAAACUUUGAGGCGUUGAAUUCCAAGGGAGGAGGCAACCAGGUGUCUCUUCUUAACAUCAUGAUGGACUUGAAGAAAUGCUGCAACCAUCCCUACCUUUUUCCAGUGGCUGCAGUGGAAGCUCCGGUCUUACCCAAUGGUUCUUAUGAUGGCAACCUCCUAGUGAAAUCCUCAGGGAAGCUCACCCUGCUUCAGAAGAUGCUCAAAAAACUGAAAGAUGAAGGGCACAGGGUUCUCAUCUUCUCUCAGAUGACGAAGAUGCUAGAUCUGCUAGAGGACUUCCUGGAGUUUGAAGGGUAUAAAUACGAGCGUAUUGAUGGGGGCAUCACAGGGGGGCUGCGACAGGAGGCCAUCGAUCGCUUUAACGCACCCGGGGCUCAGCAGUUCUGUUUUCUGCUGUCUACACGUGCUGGAGGAUUAGGUAUCAAUCUGGCAACCGCAGACACAGUGAUCAUAUAUGACUCUGACUGGAACCCACAUAAUGAUAUUCAGGCAUUCAGCAGGGCACAUCGUAUCGGACAAAAUAAAAAGGUGAUGAUCUAUCGCUUUGUAACUCGGGCAUCCGUAGAGGAGCGUAUUACCCAGGUGGCCAAGCGAAAGAUGAUGCUGACUCACCUGGUGGUGCGUCCCGGCUUGGGCUCUAAGACGGGCUCCAUGUCCAAACAGGAACUAGAUGACAUCCUCAAGUUUGGCACUGAGGAGCUUUUCAAAGACGAUGUGGAAGCCGCCAGAACGAUGGGAGAUAAUAAAGAAGGAGAGGAGGGCAGCGUGAUCCACUACGAUGAUAACGCCAUUUCCAAACUGCUGGAUCGUAGCCAGGAUGCCACCGAAGACACAGAGAUCCAAAACAUGAACGAGUACCUGAGCUCAUUUAAGGUGGCUCAGUAUGUAGUGAGAGAGGAGGAUGGAGAGGAGGAGGUCCAAAGGGAGAUUAUUAAGCAGGAAGAGAAUGUUGAUCCAGACUACUGGGAGAAGCUCUUGAGGCACCAUUAUGAGCAGCAGCAGGAGGAUCUGGCCCGGAACCUGGGCAAAGGGAAACGCAUUCGCAAACAGGUCAACUAUAAUGACGCCUCUCAGGAGGACCAAGAGUGGCAGGACGAUCUUUCAGAUAAUCAGUCUGAGUACUCUGUCGGGUCCGAGGAUGAGGAUGAAGAUUUUGAGGAACGUCCUGAAGGAGGGCGCAGACAAUCUCGCAGACAGUUGAAGAGCGAUCGGGACAAACCGUUGCCACCAUUGUUGGCUAGAGUUAGUGGAAAUAUAGAGGUUUUGGGAUUUAACGCCCGCCAGCGGAAAGCCUUCCUGAAUGCGAUUAUGCGCUGGGGUAUGCCCCCACAAGAUGCCUUCAACUCUCACUGGCUGGUCCGUGACCUGCGAGGAAAAAGUGAGAAGGAGUUCAGGGCUUAUGUAUCUCUGUUCAUGAGGCACCUGUGUGAGCCAGGGGCAGAUGGAGCAGAAACAUUUGCAGAUGGGGUCCCAAGGGAAGGCCUGUCCCGCCAACAUGUUCUCACCCGGAUUGGUGUCAUGUCGCUGGUCCGCAAGAAGGUUCAAGAGUUUGAGCAUGUGAAUGGGAAGUUUAGUACACCAGAUCUGAUUCCUGUAGGAUUGGAGCUGAAAAAACUUACUGAAAGUGUCUCGUCAGACCCCAACACGCCUGUUCCUGCCAGUCCGGUUCCAACUCAACCCAGUACACCUGUUCCUUCAGAAAAGACAGAGUCAGUGUCUGGUUCUCAAGAAGACAAGGAGAUUACAGAACCAGAGAGCACCAAAUCGCAGGACCCAGAGCAGCCCAUAAUGCCAGAACCCUCCCCUGCACCAGAGAAAACCAAUGAGGGAGAAGAAUUAAAAAGCAGAAGUCCAGAAGGAAAAGGAAUGGAAGAGAGCGAGAAGAACACCUCUCCUGUCCUUUCAGAGCCAUCGUCCAAACAAGCACAGCCGCCCACUAAGCCUAGUGAGCAGUCAGCCAAUCAGACGCCUUUAGACUGUGGUAAAGGGAAAGAUACUUCUCCGGAGAGAGGGGAAAAUAAACCCAGCCCAGCAAAAAUAGAUGAUAAGGAGCAAAAACCAGUUUCUACAGCCAUGCCUGAUGAUUUAAAAUCUGAAGACCCCCCUGAGAACCAACUGAAUGGAGAGAAAGACGCGAGGGACGACGUGGAUGAGAGCCACAGAGAUGACAAGAACAGCAUCAAGACUCGGUUCAUGUUUAACAUCGCAGAUGGUGGAUUUACAGAAUUACACACGCUAUGGCAGAAUGAGGAACGCGCAGCUGUGUCAUCUGGCAAAAUGUACGACAUCUGGCACCGUCGCCAUGACUACUGGCUGCUGGCUGGCAUCGUAACACAUGGCUAUGCCCGUUGGCAGGACAUUCAGAAUGACCCACGGUACGCCAUCCUCAAUGAGCCUUUCAAGACUGAAAUGCACAAAGGGAACUACUUAGAAAUGAAGAAUAAAUUUCUUGCCAGACGAUUUAAGCUCCUGGAACAGGCUUUGGUAAUUGAGGAGCAGCUACGGCGUGCGGCAUACCUGAAUAUGACUCAGGAUCCAAGCCACCCGGCCAUGGCCCUCAACACACGUUUCGCAGAGGUGGAGUGCCUGGCUGAGUCCCAUCAGCACCUCUCCAAAGAGUCACUGGCUGGUAACAAGCCAGCCAAUGCUGUGCUGCACAAAGUGUUGAAUCAGCUGGAGGAGUUAUUAAGCGAUAUGAAGGCUGACGUGACACGGCUGCCCUCCAUGCUUUCAAGGGUCCCACCUGUGUCCGCCCGUCUCCAGAUGUCAGAGCGGGGCAUCCUCAGCAGGCUCACCAGCCGGGGCAACGAGCCGCCACCUCAGCAGCCUUUCCCUCAGGGCUCUUUCGGCUGUUCUCAGAUGUAUAAUAGCAGUUUCGCCGGAGGGUUCCGUGGACCUGGAGGCACCGCGAUGGUGAACUACAGCCAGAUGCCCCUGGGGCCGUACGUCAGUGUGUCCUCAAAUGGGCCUCCGGCCCCAACCAGUCACCUAGAGAAGAAAUCCAGUGAUGCUCUGCGAGAUGUGGCCACCCCUGAUUUGAAAUCAGGCAAACCUAGCGAUGUUAUAUGCAUUGAGGACUAGCCUGCAGCUGUUCCGUCCUUUUUCUGUACAAUACCUACAGACAAAACUGUGGAGGACUCCUCCAAACGAUGAAUAUUAACAGCAAACCUUAUCAGUUGCACUUUUGUCUUUCAGAAUCUGUACUUGUACGCGCCUGUAAGUUUUAUUCGGUAGAGUUCGGUUUCUCUUUCAUUCUUUUUUAACUUCUGCGUUACGAAAGUCUUGAUUGAUUGAGGAGAGACUAAGAACGCUUAUGAAGAGGGCACCACUGUUCUGACAGUCCUCUGAGCUUCUUCUUUUUUUUUUUAAUUACAGUUGUUAUUUUUACAUCAUGGCUUGUUUUUUCUUGAUGGCCAUGAAGGACAUUUUCAUCUCUGCUAAUGUUGAGCCAUCUGGAGGUGCUACUAGUUCCUGGCCAGUUCAAGGACCGGACGUCCCACCUCUACAGCCUGUGCUUUGCUCCUGGCUCUGCUCAUGGAUUGCGUAUCGUUGCUGCCCCUGCAGGUUAUUGCUGUGUAAUGCAUCUAAACACAGAAUAGUGCAAUGACUGUCAUUUUCUCUGGAAAACUACAGAUUUUACAGUAUGUCACCGCUAAUGUUUGCUUUUUGAAUCAUACUGGAUUGUUUUUUAGUUUACAUUCCUGUUUAAGAAGAAAAAGAGUGUUGUGCAUGAAGAUUAAAAGGUGCUUUCAGUAAGUUUUAAAACUCAUUUAAAAGUGUUAGAUCACAUGAUCUACUAAAUAAUACUCGCUAAACAAAAAUUACAGAUUGCACCUUUAAAGGACAGAGCAGCAUUAAAUCAGUGGCAGAUGGAUAACUGAUACUUUGAAAGUCUUAAAAAAUAUGUAUACAACUUUGAAGGAAUGUUCAAUUUUGAAUGCAACAUGAACUGUAUUCAAAUCAUCUGGCAAGCUGUUGAAUACCACAAAAAUAUUUUGGUACACUACCAAGAGUUUUUUAAAGAAGUCUCUUCUGCUCACUCAGCCUGCAUUUAUUUGAUUCAAAGUACAGCAACAUUUUGAAAUAUUUUUACUAUUUCAAAUAACUGUUUUCUAUUUAAAUAUACUUUAAAAUGUAAUUUAUUCUUGUGAUUUCAAAUCUACAUUUUCAGCAUCAUUACUCCAGUCUUCAGUGUCACAUGAUCCUUCAGAAAUCAUUCUGAUAUGCUGAUUUGCUGCUCAGGAAACAUUUCUGAUUAUUGUCAUUAUCAAUAUUUAAAACAGUUGAGUACAUUUUUUUCAGGAAAAGCUUGGAGUCAGUAUAAUUUUAUAGGAUCAUGUGACACUGAAGACUGGAGUAAUAAUGCUAAAAAUUCAGCUUUGAAAUCACAGGAAUAAAAUACAUUUUAAAAUAUAUUCAAAUAGAAAACAGUAAUUGUAAAUAGUCAAAAUAUUUCAGAUUUGUACUGUUUUUGUUGUACUUUGGAUCAAAUAAGUGUAGGCUUGGUGAGUGGAAGACAGUUCUUUAACAUUAACAUUAAAAAUCUUACUGUUCAAAAACUUUUGACUGGUAGUGUGUGUCCCUCGGUUUGUAAAAAACGAACAAAAUGCAUUUAUAGUAAUUAAUUCAUGAAAAUAUUUGGGGUAACUGCAUACUUUUUACUCUGGAAAUUUUUGGUAACAUAUAAAAGCAGUCUUACAAUUUAUAUAGUCAGUUGUUUUAUAUAAAUUUGAUUUAAAUUUCAUUUUUAAAUGUUUACAUUUCUUGAAUAAGUCAUACAGGUGCUUCAACACAAUAGAAGUUUCACAUUUCUGGUGCAAUGCGUUUUUGUAAAGAUAUUUUGUUUAAUUUUACAAAGCGAGGGACUUAUAAUAUACUAUUAUUAUAUUCAUGCUAUCAACAGCAUGUUUGGAAUAUUGCUGUUUUUAAUUUUUAAUUCUGGAACAAAGUGAAUUCCGCUCCACAGGGAUAUUUGUGCAUUGUUUCUACCAUGUUACUGAAUUCCUCACAUUCAGAUGAUUUUAAUUCUCCACAUUUAGUAUUAUCAUCAUUUCCUUUUAUUGUCAGAUGCAUUUUGCUUGACAUUUUGUGAAUUGCUGAAAACUUGGACCGUAAGUGCGUCGGUUUGACUAAGCCGAGCUUAUGAUAGUAUUGACAUGAUUGUUCUGGUGCCAUAAGUAGUGUGGAUAUAGAUUGUUUUUGUUUCAAUUAUUGAAAUGAUAUGCCUUGUGUAACUGUGUUUUUAAGCAGCGCACUUUAUAUGGAGAUCAGAUUUGACCAUAGAGACGCCAUCUCCUAUGGGCCAUUUCAAUCGCAGUAGAAACCUCUUUCAAUAACUCGUAUACUCAGUUUCAGUCUGUGGUAUUAGUCAUGUUAAUUAAUGUAGAUUAAGUAUUUUGUUUGUUUUCUGCAUCUUCGCAUGGCACUGAAGUGUCAUGGCUGACCGUAAACGUGAUCAUAGCUUCUUUUGCAGUAGUUUUACCGUAAGGGGUUCAAGACGAUGAUCAUUUUUGUGUAAACUACGAAUGUGGGAAAAAAAAAAAAAAAAAUGCAGUUAAAUGUUCACACGCACACUUGCGCUAGAGAAACCUCAAAUGACUUCAGUGAAACACAAAGACAGCCUCAAGAGUCAAGGGACCUUAAACCCAAGGUUAUAAAGAGAGAGCCAGCAGCAUAAAAUGUGUUGUGAAAUUAAGUUUUGUUUUAAUCCUGUGUGAUGAGUUUACACAUUUCAUUUGUACUUUUUAAUCACAAUAUUGAUAUCAACAUUAAGCUCCAUUUAAAUGCAAUCAAACUGAAGCCAAAAUGAAUGUAUUAAGUAUUUAAAAAGCUUCAGUCUAAUAUUAGAAGUCUUCUCAUUCGAGUACAAACUAGGCUUCAAAAGCUACCAAAAGACCCUGGUCAAGACACCUUUGUUGCAAUGAACGCACAGCAUGUGAGAUGUCUUCAGAUUACUUAGGACCAAAGGGAUCUUUGUCCUGGUUUCUAAACAACUAUGAGAAAAACAGUAUUGUUAUUUUGCAGAGGUAAGCAACAUGGAAAACCGAUAAGUGAACUACCAUCUUUUCACUUUGUACUCAGUGUAUUUGUUUAAUGUGUUUUAAUAAAUCCUCUCCAAUAAUAUA
Messenger RNA from Labeo rohita (rohu), 9304 nucleotides. It is a transcript of the gene chd5, whose product is annotated as chromodomain helicase DNA binding protein 5. The transcript has 40 exons. Gene Ontology annotation, biological process: chromatin remodeling; negative regulation of transcription by RNA polymerase II. Lineage: Eukaryota; Metazoa; Chordata; Actinopteri; Cypriniformes; Cyprinidae. Gene Ontology annotation, molecular function: DNA binding; histone binding; ATP-dependent chromatin remodeler activity. Gene Ontology annotation, cellular component: chromatin; NuRD complex; nucleus. The coding region runs from base 243 to 6260 and encodes 2005 amino acids. The record is from RefSeq and is a predicted model, not a curated record.